Molecule: messenger RNA, 926 nt
Organism: Astyanax mexicanus (Mexican tetra)
Lineage: Eukaryota; Metazoa; Chordata; Actinopteri; Characiformes; Acestrorhamphidae
Exons: 5
Coding region: 156-926 (256 amino acids)
Source: RefSeq, a predicted model, not a curated record
AAUGAAGACGGUUCUUUUCUCUGCAAAAGAAAUCGAUCUGUCCACAGAUACUCGACAUUAAUCGAUUGUUAGAGGUGAUUAGGGGAGCGGUAGAGAGCAGAAGACCUGGGAGAGACUGGAUUUACUAUAGUAUCACUCUUUUUGUGGAGUAAAGCAUGGGGAACCUGAAGAUUCCUGUGGUCUUCAGUGUGAAAUGUCUACUCUUCUCGUUCUGGUGUUUUGCAGCUUCAGAAUUCAGCUUCAGGUCUACAAUGGUGAAGCUGCACGAGGCUGCUACUCUUCCCUGCUACCAGAAAUGCACGGGUUUGGUCACAUGGGUUAAUCAGUAUGACGGCGUGGCUCGGUGUGACCAGACAUCGUGCCAGUCAACAGAAGGUUUUCAGAUGUCCCAUGAUCAGUACCUAAAGGGAGAUCUGUCCCUUACUAUCACUGAAGCUGAUUUCAGGAAGAGGAUGUGGUACACAUGUCGGUGCGAUGGUGAAGACAUCUGUGCAGUGAGUCUCCGAAUUGACCCUUUCAGUUUGCCGGUUUCUGUCCAGGCUGGUCAGUCUCUCAGCCUGGAUCUGCCCGUUCCAGAUAAUGUUGAGGUGACCUUAAACCGGACUGAUGAUGGUGGUUCUAACACCUUCAGUCUCUGCAGGAUUGAGGGACAUAAAGCUCAGUGUAAUCCACUGUAUAAACAGAGAGUGUCGGUCGGCUCCAGACUGCAGCUGAAAGAGGUGAAGAACCAGGAUGGAGGCGUUUACAUCUUAUGGGACAUCAAGAACGAUGAGGCCAUCGGGAUGUACACAGUCACUGUCAAUGGUAGGCCAUCAUUUUACUGUUUGCAUUGUUUAAACACCAGAGGUCGCAAUCCCGCUAGUGCAGGUCGGAGAACCAGUGGGCGUAAGCAAAAGGUGUUGGACAUAUCAAUCAUUUCUGACUGA